Messenger RNA from Xylona heveae TC161, 523 nucleotides. RefSeq lists its product as hypothetical. Bases 135 to 404 code for a protein of 89 amino acids. The record is from RefSeq and is a predicted model, not a curated record. Lineage: Eukaryota; Fungi; Ascomycota; Xylonomycetes; Xylonales; Xylonaceae. The transcript has a single exon.
CCCGUCUACAAUACUAUACUGCGGAACUCUUGCCCAGUAACCAAGUUCUCGAUAAGUUCAAAGGUGGAGCGAGAUAAACCAGAUAGCAUCAGAGGAGUGAAUCGACGUCAUAAAAUUAAUAGGAAUAUAUAUAAAUGAGAGAGAUAUUUCGCGCUCGAGGGUGUGAGAAAGGCUUGACGGCGUUGCCGGUCUGCAGAUCUGCGAGACUGAGACUAGGGAAGAAUGAGAAAAGAAAAAAGGGGGCGUGCUUGCUCAAGACAAAAGAGAAACGCGCGCUGGACGAUACAAAAGGAAAAAAUCGGCUGACAAGAGAAAGUGGCUACAUAUACCAGUUUUACGCACUGUACGUUACGUACGAGAAAGCAGAGAAGAAAAUGAGAUACAAUGGUCCAGUAGAUAAGUAGUAGAGAUACCGUAGGUAGAGAGAACGAUAGUAAGAAAAGAAAAUAAAAGGGGGUAACAACGACGAUUAUGGAAGCAAGGCCUAAGUACAAAAAAAAAACAUAUCUGCAACCGCUUGCUU